Molecule: messenger RNA, 423 nt
Organism: Triticum turgidum subsp. durum (durum wheat)
Lineage: Eukaryota; Viridiplantae; Streptophyta; Magnoliopsida; Poales; Poaceae
Source: the annotation of a GenBank genome assembly
AUGGAUCCAUCACUCGCCAUGCGUCCGCGUCCACCGCUCCACCGGAUUCAGCGGCGGCGGACCCCCGCGGCCUGCAGCUGCGUCCUGCUACUCCUCGCUCUCCUCAUCUCCCCCACCACCGCCGCCGCCAAGUCCUCCGGCCGCCCCAUCACGGACAAGGAGAUCCGUGAGAACAAGGCCGCCUGCUACACCGACGUCGAGAACGGGCUGUGGGGAUUCGCGUGCAGGUCCUCCACCACGGAGAAGGAGAACUGCGUGCUGCGCUGCCUUUCGCCGGAGUGCUACAACCUCAUAUACGGCGGCGAUCCGCUUGAGGAAGGGGAAUUGGACUAUGUCCGCAGCCAUGAGUACAAGUACUGCAUGCACAAGGUAUCCCUUGGAGAAAGCUUGGAUGGUGUGAAGGGUUCCUUCAGCUAUUCAUGA